Molecule: messenger RNA, 981 nt
Organism: Meloidogyne enterolobii
Lineage: Eukaryota; Metazoa; Nematoda; Chromadorea; Rhabditida; Meloidogynidae
Source: the annotation of a GenBank genome assembly
AUGUCAGUCCGUCCCAGGGAAGGCGAUCUGAAUGUCCGCGCAGGCUUCAUCUUCGAGUCGGAGAGGUACAACUACAAGCUGGAGGAGCUGAUUGGCGAUGGUGGUUAUGGACAAGUGUAUGAGGCAGACGCCAUCUCAAAGGGAAAAAAGCAGGACACAAAGCGACUCGCGGUCAAGCUGGAGCGACGUUCAGGAGCAACCGACAUCGAGGCCCGCGUGCUCGAAACAGCAAAGGAUAAGAACUGCCGCCACAUUCCAAAGAUUUUUGACAAUGGGGUCAUUCAGAGUCGAGGCUGCUCAUUCAUUGCGAUGGAGCUUAAGGGACGCGACCUGUACAGACUGCGAAAGGACCGGAACAAUGGCAGUUUCACACUCGGGACAGCUGUGCGUGUUGCUCUUGUCACUCUUGAGGCCAUCAGGGAACUCCAUGAAGUAUGCGGCUUCAUUUCAAGGGAUAUCAAGGCAGGGAACUUUGUCACAGGACAAACGACAAGCGACGACAUUCGCAACAUCUAUCUGAUUGACUUCGGCCUGUGUCGGAGGUACAAGGACGCGGUGUGUGCCUCAGCAGUUCUUCCUUUCAAUAAUUUCUUUUUUCAGAAUAACAACAUCAUCGCCGCCAGACAAGAUGUUGGAUGGAGAGGGACGACUCGAUAUGGCUCGCGGAGUGCUCAUCAACACCAGGACUUGGCGCGGAGGGAUGACGUCGAGAGCUGGUUCUACAUGAUUGUUGAGAUGACAAAGGGAUCGCUCCCAUGGUCAGCAGAGAGAGAUCGGGCCGCAGUCUACAACGCAAAACUGGCAGCACUCAGCAACCUGGACGACUUCCUUAACGGCUGCCCUCAAGGCUACAGGGAGCUGAUUGGUCCCAUCAUCAAACUCAAAUUCGAGGAUGCACCUGCCUACAAGGAGAUGGCCAGGGUGCUUGAGAGGGUAAUUUAUCGGUCAAAUAAUCAGUUUCUUAAUUCAUUUUGCAGAUAA